Molecule: messenger RNA, 1245 nt
Organism: Prunus dulcis (almond)
Lineage: Eukaryota; Viridiplantae; Streptophyta; Magnoliopsida; Rosales; Rosaceae
Exons: 2
Coding region: 1-1245 (414 amino acids)
Molecular function (GO): RNA-DNA hybrid ribonuclease activity; nucleic acid binding
Source: RefSeq, a predicted model, not a curated record
AUGAAUGCAAAGCAAAUCCGAAUUCACAGCGACUCCCAGCUCAUUGUGAACCAGGUAACGGCAGACUUCGCCGCCAAGGAUGCCUCCAUGUACGCCUACCUUUCAACCGCCCAUCAGCUACUCCGAAGUUUCCAAGCAUACGAGAUCAAACAGAUCCCCAGAGGCGAAAACAGCCAUGCCGAUGCUUUGGCAAGACUCGCUUCGGCGAUAAACGACAAAGUCGGAAGAAAGGUACCAGUGGAGAUCCUUGCCCAACCGAGCACGGUAACCUCCGAAGCGUGUGCCGUACGGUAUGAGGAUACAUGGAUGUCUCCCAUCUACUUAUACCUGACGAACGGCACCCUUCCUGAGGAUAAAGCCCAGGCCCGAAAGCUGAGAUACCGAUCAGCAAGAUACACAGUUAUCAACGAUGUACUCUACAAGCGCGGCUACACUACCCCGUAUCUCAAAUGCCUCACGGCAGAGCAAGGGGAGUACAUCCUUCGGGAGAUUCACAGCGGUGUGUGUGGCGACCAUUCCGGGUCCCGAUCUCUCGCCUACAAAGUCUUUCGGCAGGGAUACUUUUGGCCAACCAUGCAUCAGGACGCCAAUUCACUAGUGAAGAGGUGUGACAAAUGCCAGCGCUUCGGUAAUGUCCCACAUAUCCCUGCCGAACCUCUCACACCAAUUGUAAGUCCUUGGCCUUUUGCACAAUGGGGACUGGACCUGAUUGGCCCAAUGCCGCAAGGCAAGGGGCAGUUGGACAAGGCAAAGGGAGCCUGGCCGGAAAAGCUUCCCGAAGCACUGUGGGCCAUUCGAACGUCUUACCGAACGUCCACUGGAGAAACCCCUUUUUCUAUGGCCUUUGGAUCGGAAGCAGUGGUACCCGUGGAAAUCGGCGAACCUUCCUACCGAACGGAAUCCUUCGCACCGAAGGAGAACGAGGAGGCCAUGUCUCUAAGCCUUGAUCUACUCGAGGAGCACCGAGCACAGGCCAACCUUCGGAAUGAAGCCUACAAACAGCGUGUGUCUCGGUAUUACGACUCUAGGGUCAGACCCCGCUCUUUCCGAAUCGGGGACUGGGUCAUGCGCAAGGUAUCGCUUGCGACGAAGGAUACCACGGAAGGAACCCUCGGACCUUCCUGGGAAGGACCAUAUGAAGUCAUCGGUAUCCUUCGCUCGGGAACUUAUCGACUAAGAGGCACCAACGGCAAGGCCCUCGGCCAUCCUUGGAACGUAGAACAUCUCAAGUACUACUACAAGUGA